UUGGAAACAGGUGAGCUCGAGCAGAACGGAUCUCUAUGGGAUCAGUGAAGAUGUUCCAGAUGAAGAUGCUGGAAUGGGCCAUAGUCCUACUGGCCCUGCAGUCUGCAUAUGCAGAACUGAAUCCGGAUCACCAAUCCACCAUCUGUAGCACAUGGGGAAAUUUUCACUUCAGGACCUUUGAUGGUCAUUUCUAUCAAAUGGCUGACACAUGUAACCAUAUUCUGGCUGGGAUGUGUGACACGCAUGCCUCAGAUUUUAACAUCCAAAUGCAAAGAACAAUUGUGAAUGGCUCGGUUACUUUCACCUCAGUCAAAUUAGAGCUGGAGGGGACGUCCAUCAAAUUUAGUCAAGGCAACAUCUUCAUGGACAACAAAGUGGUAUCUAUUCCCAUGAGUCAGAAUGGAAUUAAAAUCGAGGGAAGCUCUUCGAGUGUUAAGGUCUCCAAAUAUGGAGUGACUGUUUUUUGGGAGGAAGAAGAUCACUCUAUGGUGAUUGAACUUGCUGAGAAGUACCGAGGUCAGACAUGUGGACUCUGUGGAAACUUCAAUGGCAACACAAAUGAUGACGUGAUUGUAACAGAUCCAGAGACGUGGAAGGUGUCCAAAUCAGCUGAACCAUGUGAAAAAGUUCCACUUCCCCCCAGCAAUCAGUGUAAAAAACAGGUUGACAUUUGUAAGCAGUAUCUGAAGAGUUCAGGGUUUGAUGGCUGUCGCCCUCUGAUGAACCUGAGUUCAUUUGAGAUAGUUUGCGCAGACGACCUUUGUCAAUGUCCUGGCAACCAAGACUGUGUCUGCAACACGCUUACGGAAAUAUCACGACAGUGCACGCAUGCUGGUGGCAGGCCGGGAACGUGGAGAACAGACAAACUAUGUCCAAAGACAUGUCCACUAAACAUGGUAUACAUGGAGUGUGCUGGCCCAUGCAAAAACACCUGCUCCACCCCAAAUGGAGCCCUGCUGUGUACAGAUCACUGUACAGAUGGCUGUUUCUGCCCUGAGGGCACUGUGGAAGACAACAUUGGUAACAGUGGUUGCGUUCCUAUAAACAAAUGCCCAUGUAUACACGACGGCACAAUAUACCAGACUGGAGAGUCAUAUGAGCAAGCGUGUAAAAAAUGCGAGUGUGCUGCUGGACGCUGGAGUUGCACGGAUCUGGAAUGUCCUGGAAUCUGCUCUGUUGUGGGAGGCUCUCACAUCACCACCUAUGAUGGAAAAACCUUCAGCUUUAAUGGCAACUGUGACUACAUCCUCACUAAGCACUCUAAUGACAGCAGUAUUGCUGUUGUUGGAAAUCUGAAGUGUGAGCCGAGCCGAACAGACAUGUGUUUGAAUUCUGUUACUCUGAUCAUGUCAGGGACCAUAGUGACCACUGUAACUUUUUCAUCCAGUGGGACUGUCACGCUAAAUGGAAUCAGUCCAGAUAUGUUGCCAAUAAUCACAGAGCAACUGGUCAUCUACCAGCCCUCAUCAUCCUUCAUUAUCGCUGAAACAAAGAGUCUUCUUCUAGAGAUCCAAAUAUCUCCACUCAUGCAGUUGUAUAUUGUAGCCAGCACCUCAGAGAAAGGCAAAAUGAGUGGUCUGUGUGGGAACUAUAACGGUGUCCAGAAAGAUGACUUUAAAACAAAUUCAGGCGUUAUAGAGGGAACACCAACAUCCUUUGUCAACUUUUGGAAAAAAAACCCAUACAGUUGUCGAGAUGUUAAAAACACAUAUGACAACCCCUGCAGUCUGAGAGUGGAAACAGAAAAACUUGCAAAAGAUUGGUGUUCCCGUCUGACGGAUCCAAAUGGAAUCUUCUCCUCGUGUCAUUCAGAAAUAACUCCUGACAUUUACUAUCAAAACUGCGUUUAUGACACCUGUAAGUGUGCUGAUAUUGGAAAGUGUAUGUGUGCUGCCCUCUCCGCCUAUGCCCAUGCAUGUUCCGCAAGAGGGAUCAUUCUCCACGGAUGGAUGGAUUCAUACCCCUGUGACAAAGUGUCCGAGUGUUCAGACAAUAUGAAGUACUCCUACAAUGUGACCGGUUGUAGCAAAACCUGUCAUUCUAACUUUAAGACCGACUACACCUGCAAAAUGUCUACACCUGUGGAAGGCUGUGUUUGUUCUGAAGGGACUUACCUAAACGAUGCAGGCGACUGUGUGAGUGCUGACCAGUGUCCUUGUUACUAUAGCAACCUGGUCAUAGAGCCAUCAGGAUCAAUAAACAUUGAUGGUGCCAACUGCACCUGCACCCUCGGCAAAUUAAACUGCUACCGUCCAGAAGACUGUGUGGCUCCAAUGGUCUACGUCAAAUGUUCAAUUAAUGAACAGGGAAAAACAGGAUCAGAGUGUCAAAUGACAUGCCAGAACCAAGAUCCAAAUAACUGCGUCAGCACAGGUUGUGUAUCAGGUUGUAUGUGCCCAGAUAACCUGCUAGCCGAUGGUCAAGGUGGCUGUGUAGAGAAGGAAAACUGUCCCUGUUUUCACGAUGGAUUAACUUAUUCACCUGGGGAUGAGAUUCAAGACGAAUGCAACACAUGCAAAUGCACAAAAGGGAUGUGGAGUUGUACUGAUAAAAAUUGUUACGGCACCUGUACCAUCUAUGGUGAAGGACAUUAUAAGACUUUCGAUGGAAGAAAAUAUUUUUACCACGGAGCCUGUGAAUACAUCUUAGCACAAGAUUACUGCAACAUGGGGGAGAGUCAAUACUCAUUACGUAUUGUUACAGAAAACAUUCCCUGUGGCUCCACCGACUCCAUUUGCUCCAAAUCUAUCAAUCUUUUCUUUGGGAGAAACAAAGUGGUUUUAUCUGAAGCGGAUGGAGUAAAGGUUAUUGAAACCAAUGGAACCGACUUCCAAUAUCAAAUCAAUUCUGUGGGGAUUUACAAAGUCAUUGAGAUCAAAAAGCUUUUAAACUUAAUUUAUGAUGGCAAAACAACCCUGACGCUCCAACUCCAUCCCAGCUUAAAGGGCAAAGUGUGUGGACUGUGUGGAGACUUUGACGGUAAUGCAAACAACGACUUUGUAAAGCACGAUGGAGAAGAAGUCACUGAUGCGGUGGUGUUUGGGAAUAGCUGGAAAGUGAAACCAAGCUGCCCAGAAGUGGACAGUUUGAAAGACCCUUGUGAGAAAAACCCUCACCGGAGUGUCUGGGCUAUCAAACAAUGCAGCAUCAUUACAAGCAAUGUCUUUCAAGACUGCCAUGCACAUGUGGACUCUGCCCCAUACUAUGAUGCCUGUGUGAGGGACACCUGUGCAUGUGAUUCUGGGGGAGACUGUGAUUGUUUCUGUACAGCAGUGGCUGCUUAUGCGGCUGAAUGCCGAAAGAAAGAGGCUUGCAUUGCAUGGCGGACUCCACAUAUUUGUCCUUUAUUCUGUGACUACUAUAAUGGCCCAGUGGGAGACUGUGAGUGGCACUACAGAGCCUGUGGUUCAGCCUGCAUGAAAACAUGCAAAAACCCAGAAGGGACCUGUUCCAAUCAAAUUCCUCUACUAGAAGGGUGUUUUCCUCAGUGCCCUUCUGACAGGCCAUUUUUAAAGGAAGAAACCCAAAAAUGUGUCACAGAGAUAGAGUGUGCUCCUACGUGUGUAUAUGAUGGGAAGGAGUUCAUGAUUGGAGAAGAAGUGUACCACACCACAGAUGGAAAUGGCUUGUGUUUCAAAGCUGUGUGUGGAUCAAAUGCAACAAUAAUUAGAUAUAUGGAAACUUGUGUCACAACAGCUACACCAUUUACUUUCCAAAGUACAAAAACAUCAACAACACCAACAACCAUACAACCAUCGACAACAACACAACCAACAACAGCUACUAAAACCACUGGUGCUUCAACAACUGCAGGACCAUCAACAGGAACAGCAGAAUCAACAACACAAGUAUCAACAACUUCUCAUACAACUGGUUUGUCCACAACUACAGGACCACCAACAACACAACAAACAACAGCUACACAAACCACUGCUGCUUCCACAACUGCAGGACCAUCAACGGAAACAGCACAAUCAACAACACAAGUAUCAACAACUUCUCAUACAACUGGUUUGUCCAAAACUACAGCACCACCAACAACACAACCAACAAAAGCUACACAAACCACUGGUGCGUCCACAACUGCAGGACCAUCUACGGGAACAGCACAAUCAACAACACAAGUAUCAACAACUUCUCCCACCACUGGUUUUUCCACAACUACAGGACCACCAACAACACAACCAACAACAGCUACACAAACCACUGGUGCUUCCACAACUGAAGGACCAUCAACAGAAAAAGCACAAUCAACAACACAAGUAUCAAAAACUUCUCACACCACUGGUUUUUCCACAACUACAGGACCACCAACAACACAACCAACAUCAGCUACACAAACCACUGGUGCUUCCACAACUGCAGAACCAUCAACGGAAACAGCACAAUCAACAACACAAGUAUCAACAACUUCUCAUACAACUGGUUUGUCCACAACUACAGCACCACCAACAACACAACCAACAACAGCUACACAAACCACUGGUGCUUCCACAACUGCAGGACCAUCAACAGAAACAGCACAAUCAACAACACAGGUAUCAACAACUUCUCAUACAACUGGUUUGUCCACAACUACAGGACCACCAACAACACAACAAACAACAGCGACACAAACCACUGGUGCUUCCACAACUGCAGGACCAUCAACGGAAACAGCACAAUCAACAACACAAGUAUCAACAACUUCUCAUACAACUGGUUUGUCCACAACUACAGCACCACCAACAACACAACCAACAACAGUUACACAAACCACUGGUGUGUCCACAACUGCAGGACCAUCAACAGAAACAGCACAAUCAACAACACAAGCAUCAACAACUUCUCAUACCACUGUUUUGUCCACAACUACAGGACCACCAAAAACACAACAAACAACAGCUACACAAACCACUGGUGCUUCCACAACUGCAGGACCAUCAACGGAAACAGCAGAAUCAACAACACAAGUAUCAACAACUUCUCAUACAACUGGUUUGUCCACAACUACAGGACCACCAACAACACAACCAACAAAAGCUACACAAACCACUAGUGCUUCCACAACUUCAGGACCAUCAACGGGAACAGCACAAUCAACAACACAAGUAUCAACAACUUCUCACACCACUGUUUUUUCCACAACAACAGGACCACCAACAACACAACCAACAACAGCUACACAAACCACUGGUGCUUCCACAACUGCAGGACCAUCAACGGGAACAGCACAAUCAACAACUCAAGUAUCAACAACUUCUCACACCACUGGUUUUUCCACAACAACAGGAACACCAACAACAGAACCAACAACAGCUACACAAACCACUGGUGCGUCCACAACUGCAGGACCAUCAACGGGAACAGCACAAUCAACAACACAAAUAUCAACAACUUCUCAUACCACUGGUUUGUCCACAACAACAGUAGCACCAACAACACAACCAACAACAGCUACUCAAACCACUGGUGCAUCCACAACUGCAGGACCAUCCACAGGAACAGCACAAUCAACAACACAAGUAUCAACAAAUUCUCAUACCACUGGUUCGUCCACAACAACAGGACCACCAACAACACAACCAACAACAGUUACACAAACCACUGGUGUUUCCACAACUGCAGGACCAUCAACAGGAACAGCACAAUCAACAACAGAAGUAUCAACAACUUCUCAUACCACUGGUUCGUCCACAACAACAGGACCACCAACAACACAAACAACAACAGCUACACGAACCACUGGUGCGUCCACAACUGCAGGACCAUCAACAGAAACAGCACAAUCAACAACACAAGUAUCAACAACUUCACAUACCACUGGUUUGUCCACAACAACAGGAGCACCAACAACAAAACCAACAACGGCUACACAAACGACUGGUGCGUCCACAAUUGCAGGACCAUCAACCGUAACAGCACAAUCAACAACACAAGUAUCAACAACUUCUCAUACCACUGGUGCGUCCACAACUGCAGGACCAUCAACCGGAACAGCACAAUCAACAACACAAGUAUCAACAACUUCACAUACCACUGGUUUGUCAACAACUACAGGACCACCAACAACACAACCAACAACAGCUACACGAACCACUGGUGCUUCCACAACUGUAGGACCAUCAACGGGAAAAGCAAAAUCAACAACACAAGUAUCAACAACUUCUCAUACCACUGGUUUGUCCACAACAACAGGAGCACCAACAACAAAACCAACAACGGCUACACAAACGACUGGUGCUUCCACAACUGCCGGACCAUCCACAGGAACAGCACAAUCAACAACACAAGUAUCAUCAACUUCACAUACCACUGGUUUGUCAACAAAUACAGGACCACCAACAACACAACCAACAACAGCUACACGAACCACUGGUGCUUCCACAACUGUAGGACCAUCAACGGGAACAGCAAAAUCAACAACACAAGUAUCAACAACUUCUCAUACCACUGGUUUGUCCACAACAACAGGAACACCAACAACACAACCAACAACAGCUACACAAACCACUGGUGCUUCCACAACUGCAGGACCAUCCACAGGAAUAGUACAAUCAACAACACAAGUAUCAACAACUUCUCAUACCACUGGUUUGUCCACAACAACAGGAACACCAACAACAGAACCAACAACAGCUACACAAACCACUGGUGCUUCAACAACUGCAGGACCAUCAACAGGAACAGCACAAUCAACAACACAAGUAUCAACAACUUCUCAUACCACUGGUUUGUCCACAACAACAGGACCACCAACAACACAAACAACAACAGCUACACGAACCACUGGUGUUUCCACAACUGCAGGACCAUCAACGGGAACAGCACAAUCAACAACACAAGUAUCAACAACUUCUCAUACCACUGGUUUGUCCACAACAACAGGACCACCAACAACACAAACAACAACAGCUACACGAACCACUGGUGCGUCCACAACUGCAGGACCAUCAACAGAAACAGCACAAUCAACAACACAAGUAUCAACAACUUCACAUACCACUGGUUUGUCAACAACUACAGGACCACCAACAACACAACCAACAACAGCUACACAAACCACUGGUGCUUCCACAACUGCAGGACCAUCCACAGGAAUAGUACAAUCAACAACACAAGUAUCAACAACUUCUCAUACCACUGGUUUGUCCACAACAACAGGACCACCAACAACAAAACCAACAACAGCUACACAAACCACUGUGACUUCCACAACAACAGGACCAUCAACGGGAACAGCACAAUCAACAACACAAGUAUCAACAACUUCUCAUACCACUGGUUUGUCCACAACUACAGGACCACCAACAACACAACCAACAACAGCUACACAAACCACUGGUGCAUCCACAACUGCAGGACCAUCCACAGGAACAGCACAAUCAACAACACAGUUAUCAACAACUUUUCAUUCCACUGGUUUGUCCACAACAACAGGACCACCAACAACACAACCAACAACAGCUACACAAACCACUGGUGCUUCCACAACUGCAGGACCAUCAACGGGAACAGCACAAUCAACAACACAAGUAUCAACAACUUCUCAUACCACUGGUUUGUCCACAACUACAGGACCACCAACAACACAACCAACAACAGCUACACAAACCACUGGUGCAUCCACAACUGCAGGACCAUCCACAGGAACAGCACAAUCAACAACACAGUUAUCAACAACUUUUCAUUCCACUGGUUUGUCCACAACAACAGGACCACCAACAACACAACCAACAACAGCUACACAAACCACUGGUGCAUCCACAACUUCAGGACCAUCCACAGGAACAGCACAAUCAACAACACAAGUAUUAACAACUUCUCAUACCACUAGUGCGUCCACAACUGCAGGACCAUCAACCGGAACAGCACAAUCAACAACACAAGUAUCAACAAUUUCACAUACCACUGGUUUGUCAACAACUACAGGACCACCAACAACACAACCAACAACCGCUACACAAACCACUGGUGCUUCCACAACUGCAGGACCAUCAACGGGAACAGCAAAAUCAACAACACAAGUAUCAACAACUUUUCAUACCACUGGUUUGUCCACAACAACAGGACCACCAACAACACAACCAACAACAGCUACACAAACCACUGGUGCAUCCACAACUUCAGGACCAUCCACAGGAACAGCACAAUCAACAACACAGUUAUCAACAACUUCUCAUACCACUGGUUUGUCCACAACAACACUACCACCACCAACACAACCAACAACAGCUACACAAAUCACUGGUGCGUCCACAACUACAGGACCAUCAACAGGAACAUCACAAUUAACAACACAAGUAUCAACAACUUCUCAUACCACUGGUUUGUCCACAACAACAGGACCACCACCAACAAAACCAACAACAACUACACAAAUCACUGGUGCGUCCACAACUACAGGACCAUCAACAGGAACAUCACAAUUAACAACACAAGUAUCAACAAGUUUUCAUACCACUGGUUUGUCCACAACUACAGGACCACCACCAACACAACCAACAACAGCUACACAAAUCACUGGUGCGUCCACAACUACAGGACCAUCAACAGGAACAUCACAAUUAACAACACAAGUAUCAACAACUUCUCAUACCACUGGUUUGUCCACAACUACAGGACCACCAACAACACAACCAACAACAGCUACACAAACGACUGGUGCUUCCACAACUGCAGGACCAUCCACAGGAUCAGCAAAAUCAACAACACAAGUAUCAACAACUUCUCAUACCACUGGUUUGUCCACAACUACAGGACCACCACCAACACAACCAACAACAGCUACACAAAUCACUGGUGCGUCCACAACUACAGGACCCUCAACAGGAACAGCACAAUCAACCACACAAGUAUCAACAACUUCUCAUACCACUGGUUUGUCCACAACAUUAGGACCACCAACAACAAAACCAACAACAGCUACACAAACCACUGGUGCAUCCACAACUGCAGGACAAUCCACAAGAACAGCACAAUCAACAACACAAGUAUCAACAACUUCUCAUAGCACUGGCUUGUCCACAACUACAGGACCACCAACAACACAACCAACAACAGCUACACAAACAACUGGUGCUUCAACAACUGCAGGACCAUCAACAGGAACAACACAAUCAACAACACAACCAUUAACAGAGGAAACAACACAACCAACAACACAAUCAACAACACAACCAUUAACAGAGGAAACAACACAAUCAACAACACAACCAUUAACAGAGGAAACAACACAACCAACAACACAAACAACAACACAACCAUUAACAGAGGAAACAACACAACCAACAACACAUUCAACAACACAACCAUUAACAGAGGAAACAACACAACCAUUAACAGAAACAGCACAAUCAACAACACAACCAUUAACAGAGGGAACAACACAACCAACAACACAACCAUUUACAGAGGAAACAACAGAACCAACAACACAAUCAACAACACAACCAUUUACAGAGGAAACAACACAACCAACAACACAACCAUUAACAGAGGAAACAACACAACCAACAACACAAUCAACAACACAACCGUUAACAGAGAAAACAACACAACCAACAACACAAUCAACAACACAACCAUUAACAGAGGAAACAACACAACCAACAACAGAAACAGCACAAUCAACAACACAACCAUUAACAGAGGGAACAACACAACCCACAACACAAUCAACAACACAACCAUUUACAGAGGAAACAACAAAACCAACAACAGAAACAGCACAAUCAACAACACAACCAUUAACAGAGGGAACAACACAACCAACAACAGAAACAGCACAAUCAACAACACAACCAUUAACAGAGGGAACAACACAACCCACAACACAAUCAACAACACAACCAUUAACAGAGGAAACAACACAACCAAUAACACAAUCAACAACACAACCAUUGACAGAGGGAACAACACAACCAACAACACAAUCAACAACACAACCAUUAACAGAGGAAACAACACAAUCAACAACAAAACCAUUAACAGAGGAAACAACACAACCAACAACACAAUCAACAACACAACCAUUUACAGAGGAAACAACACAACCAACAACACAAUCAACAACACAACCAUUAACAGAAGAAACAACACAACCAACAACAGAAACAGCACAAUCAACAACACAACCAUUAACAGAGGGAACAACACAACCCACAACACAAUCAACAACACAACCAUUAACAGAGGAAACAACACAACCAUUAACAGAGGAAACAACACAACCAUUAACAGAGGGAACAACACAACCAACGACACAAUCAACAACACAACCAUUAACAGAGGAAACAACACAAUCAACAACACAACCAUUAACAGAGGAAACAACACAACCAAUAACACAAUCAACAACACAACCAUUAACAGAGGGAACAACACAACCAACGACACAAUCAACAACACAACCAUUAACAGAGGAAACAACACAAUCAACAACACAACCAUUAACAGAGGAAACAACACAACCAACAACAGAAACAGCACAAUCAACAACACAAUCAACAACACAACCAUUAACAGAGGAAACAACACAACCAAUAACACAAUCAACAACACAACCAUUAACAGAGGGAACAACACAACCAACGACACAAUCAACAACACAACCAUUAACAGAGGAAACAACACAAUCAACAACACAACCAUUUACAGAGGAAACAACACAACCAACAACACAAUCAACAACACAACCAUUAACUGAGGAAACAACACAACCAACAACACAAUCAACAACACAACCAUUAACAGAGGAAACAACACAAUCAACAACACAAUCACUAACAGAGGAAACAACACAACCAACAACAGAAACAGCACAAUCAACAACACAACCAUUAACAGAGGGAACAACACAACCAACAACACAAUCAACAACACAGCCAUUUUCAGAGGAAACAACACAACCAUUAACAGAGGAAACAACACAACCAACAACACAAUCAACAACACAACCAUCAACAGAGGAAACAACUCAACCAACAACACAAUCAACAACACAACCAUUAACAGAGGAAACAACACAACCAACAACAGAAACAGGACAAUCAACAACACAACCAUUAACAGGGGAAACAACACAACCAACAACAGGAAGGGCACAAUCAACAACACAAGUAUCAACAACUUCUCAUACCACUGGUUUGUCCACAACAACAGGAACACCAACAACACAACCAAUAACAGCUACACAAACCACUGGUGCGUCCACAACUGCAGGACCAUCAACAGGAACACCACAAUCAACAACACAAGUAUCAACAACUUCUUAUACCACUGGUUUGUCCAAAACUACAGGACCAACAACAACACAACCAACAACAGCUACACAAGCCACUGGAGCUUCCACAACUGCAGGACCCACAACGGGAACAGCACAAUCAACAACACAAGUAUCAACAACUUCUCAUACCACUGGUUUGUCAAUAACUACAGGACCAACAACAACAGCUACACAUACCACUGGUGCAUCCACAACUGCAGGACCAUCCACAGGAAUAGUACAAUCAACAACACAACUAUCAACAACUUCUCAUACCACUGGUUUGUCCACAACAACAGGACCACCAACAACACAACCAACAACAGCUACACAUACCACUGGUAUGUCCACAACUGCAGGACCACCAACAACAAAACCAACAACAGCUACACAAACGACUGGUGCUUCCACAACUGCAGGACCAUCAACGGGAACAUCACAAUCAACAACACAAGUAUCAACAACUUCACAUACUACUGGUUUGUCCACCACUACAGGACCACCAACAACACAACCAACAACAGCUACACAAACCACCAGUGCAUCCACAACUGCAGGACCAUCAACAGGAACACCACAGUCAACAACACGAGUAUCAACAACUUCUCAUACCACUGGUUUGUCCACAACUACAGGACCAACAACAACACAACCAACAGCAGCUACACAAACAUCUGGAGCUUCCACAACUGCAGGACCAUCAACAGGAACAUCACAAUCAACAACACAAGUAUCAACAACUUCACAUACUACUGGUUUGUCCACCACUACAGGACCACCACCAACAAAACCAACAACAGCUACACAAACCACUGGUGCGUCCACAACUGCAGGAUUGUCAACGGGAACAGCACAAUCAACAACACAAGUAUCAACAACUUCUCAUACCACUGGUUUGUCCACAACAACAGGACCACCACCAACAAAACCAACAACAGCUACACAAACCACUGGUACGUCCACAACUGCAGGACCAUCAACAGGAACAUCACAAUUAACAACACAAGUAUUAACAGCUUCUCAUACCACUGGUUUGUCCACCACUACAGGACCACCAACAACACAACCAACAACAGCUACACAUACCACUGGUGCAUCCACAACUGCAGGACCAUCCACAGGAAUAGUACAAUCAACAACACAACUAUCAACAACUUCUCAUACCACUGCUUUGUCCACAACUACAAGACCAUCAACAACACAACCAACAACAGCUACACAAACCACUGGUGCGUCCACAACUGCAGGACCAUCAACAGGAACAGCACAAUCAACAACACAAGUAUCAACAACUUCUCAUACCACUGGUUUGUCCACAACAACAGGAACACCAACAACACAACCAACAACAGCUACACAUACCACUGGUACGUCCACAACUGCAGGACCAUCAACAGGAACACCACAAUCAACAACACAAGUAUCAACAACUUCUCAUACCACUGGUUUGUCCACCACUACAGGACCACCAACAACACAACCAACAACAGCUACACAUACCACUGGUGCAUCCACAACUGCAGGACCAUCCACAGGAAUAGUACAAUCAACAACACAACUAUCAACAACUUCUCAUACCACUGCUUUGUCCACAACUACAGGACCAUCAACAACACAACCAACAACAGCUACACAAACCACCGGUGCGUCCACAACUGCAGGACCAUCAACAGGAACACCACAAUCAACUUCUCAUACCACUGGUUUGUCCACAACUACAAGACCAACAACAACACAACCAACAACAGCUACACAAACCACUGGAGUUUCCACAACUGCAGGACAAUCAACAGGAACAUCACAAUCAACAACACAAGUAUCAACAACUUCUCAUACCACUGGUUUGUCCACAACAACAGGACCACCAACAACACAACAAACAACAGCUACACAUACCACUGGUAUGUCCACAACUGCAGGACCACCAACAACACAACCAACAACAGCUACACAAACCACUGGUGCUUCCACAACUGCAGGACCAUCAACAGGAACAUCACAAUUAUCAACACGAGUAUCAACAACUUCUCAUACCACUCGUUUGCCCACAACUACAGGACCACCAACAACACAACCAACAACAGCUACACAUACCACUGGUAUGUCCACAACUGCAGGACCACCAACAACACAACCAACAACAGCUACACAAACGACUGGUGCUUCCACAACUGCAGGACCAUCAACGGGAACAGCACAAUCAACAACACAAGUAUCAACAACUUCUCAUACCACUGGUUUGUCCACAACAACAGGACCACCAACAACACAACCAACAACAGCUACACAUACCACUGGUAUGUCCACAACUGCAGGACCACCAACAACACAACCAACAACAGCUACACAAACCACUGGUGCGUCCACAACUGCAGGAACGUCAACGGGAACAGCACCAUCAACAACACAAGUAUCAACAACUUCUCAUAUCACUGGUUUGUCCACAACAACAGGACCACCACCAACAAAACCAACAACAGCUACACAAACCACUGGUGCGUCCACAACUGCAGGACCAUCAACAGGAACAUCACAAUUAACAACACAAGUAUCAACAACUUCUCAUACCGCUGGUUUGUCCGCAACAACAGGACCACCACCACCAACAAAACCAACAACAGCUACACAAACCACUGGUGCAUCCACAACUGCAGGACCAUCAACAGGAACAUCACAAUUAACAACACAAGUAUCAACAACUUCUCAUACCACUGGUUUGUCCGCAACAACAGGACCACCACCACCAACAAAACCAACAACAGCUACACAAACCACUGGUGCGUCCACAACUGCAGGACCAUCAACAGGAACAUCACAAUUAACAACACAAGUAUCAACAACUUCUCAUACCGCUGGUUUGUCCGCAACAACAGGACCACCACCACCAACAAAACCAACAACAGCUACACAAACCACUGGUGCGUCCACAACUGCAGGACCAUCAUCAACAAAACCAACAACAGCUACACAAACCACUGGUGCGUCCACAACUGCAGGAACGUCAACGGGAACAGCACCAUCAACAACACAAGUAUCAACAACUUCUCAUACCACUGGUUUGUCCACAACAACAGGACCACCACCAACAAAACCAACAACAGCUACACAAACCACUGGUGCGUCCACAACUGCAGGAACGUCAACGGGAACAGCACCAUCAACAACACAAGUAUCAACAACUUCUCAUACCACUGGUUUGUCCACAACAACAGGACCACCACCAACAAAACCAACAACAGCUACACAAACCACUGGUGCGUCCACAACUGCAGGAACGUCAACGGGAACAGCACCAUCAACAACACAAGUAUCAACAACUUCUCAUACCACUGGUUUGUCCACAACAACAGGACCACCACCAACAAAACCAACAACAGCUACACAAACCACUGGUGCGUCCACAACUGCAGGAACGUCAACGGGAACAGCACCAUCAACAACACAAGAAUUAACAACUUCUCAUACCACUGGUUUGUCCACAACAACAGGACCACCACCAACAAAACCAACAACAGCUACACAAACCACUGGUGCGUCCACAACUGCAGGACCAUCAACGGGAACACCACAAACAACACAAGUAUCAACAACUUCUCAUACCACUGGUUUGUCCACAACUGCAGCACCACCAACAACACAACCAACAACAGCUACACAAACCACUGGUGCUUCCACAACUGCAGGACCAUCAACAGGAACAUCACAAUUAACAACACGAGUAUCAACAACUUCUCAUACCACUCAUUUUCCCACAACUACAGGACCACCAACAACACAACAAACAACAGCUACACAUACCACUGGUAUGUCCACAACUGCAGGACCACCAACAACACAACCAACAACAGCUACACAAAUGACUGGUGCUUCCACAACUGCAGGACCAUCAACGGGAACAGCACAAUCAACAACACAAGUAUCAACAACUUCUCAUACCACUGGUUUGUCCACAACAACAGGACCACCAACAACACAACCAACAACAGCUACACAUACCACUGGUAUGUCCACAACUGCAGGAUCACCAACAACACAACCAACAACAGCUACACAAACCACUGGUGCUUCCACAACUGCAGGACCACCACCAACAAAACCAACAACAGCUACAAAAACCACUGGUGCGUCCACAACUGCAGGACCAUCAACAGGAACACCACAAUCAACAACAAGAGCAUCAACAACUUCUCAUACCACUGGUUUGUCCACAACAACAGGACCACCACCAACAAAACCAACAACAACUACACAAACCACUGGUGCGUCCACAACUGCAGGAACGUCAACGGGAACAGCACAAUCAACAACACAACUAUCAACAACUUCUCAUACCACUGGUUUGUCCACAACUACAGGACCACCACCAACAAAACCAACAACAGCUACACAAACCACCGGUGCGUCCACAACUGCAGGACCAUCAACGGGAACACCACAAUCAACAACACGAGUAUCAACAACUUCUCAUACCACUGGUUUGUCCACAACAACAGGACCACCACCAACAAAACCAACAACAGCUAAACAUACCACUGGUAUGUCCACAACAUCAGGACCAUCCACAGGAAUAGUACAAUCAACAACACAACUAUCAACCACUUCUCAUACCACUGGUUUGUCCACAACAACAGGACCACCAAGAACACAACCAACAACAGCUACACAUAGCACUGGUAUGUCCACAACUGCAGGACCACCAACAACACAACCAACAACAGCUACACAAACCACUAGUGCGUCCACAACUGCAGGACCAUCAACAGGAACAGCACAAUCAACAACACAAGUAUCAACAACUUCUCAUACCACUGGUUUGUCCACAACAACAGGACCAUCAACAGGAACACCACAAUCAACAACACAAGUAUCAACAACUUCUCAUACCACUGGUUUGUCCACAACAACAGGACCACCACCAACAAAACCGACAACAGCUACACAAACCACUGGUGCUUCCACAACUGCAGGACCAUCAACAGGAACACCACAAUCAACAACACAAGUAUCAACAACUUCUCAUACCACUGGUUUGUCCACAACAACAGGACCACCACCAACAAAACCAACAACAGCUACACAAACCAUUGGUGCGUCCACAACUGCAGGAACGUCAACGGGAACAGCACAAUCAACAACACAAGUAUCAACAACUUCUCAUACCACUGGUUUGUCCACAACAACAGGACCACCACCAACAAAACCAACAACAGCUACACAAACCACUGGUGCGUCCACAACUGCAGGACCAUCAACAGGAACAUCACAAUUAACAACACAAAUAUCAACAACUUCUCAUACCACUGGUUUGUCCACAACAACAGGACCACCACCAACAAAACCAACAACAGCUACACAUAGCACUGGUAUGUCCACAACUGCAGGACCACCAACAACACAACCAACAACAGCUACACAAACCACUAGUGCGUCCACAACUGCAGGACCAUCAACAGGAACAGCACAAUCAACAACACAAGUAUCAACAACUUCUCAUACCACUGGUUUGUCCACAACAACAGGACCACCACCAACAAAACCAACAACAGCUACACAAACCACUGGUGCGUCCACAACUGCAGGACCAUCAACAGGAACAUCACAAUUAACAACACAAGUAUCAACAACUUCUCAUACCACUGGUUUGUCCACAACAACAGGACCACCACCAACAAAACCAACAACAGCUACACAAACCACUGGUGCGUCCACAACUGCAGGAACGUCAACAGGAACAGCACCAUCAACAACACAAGAAUUAACAACUUCUCAUACCACUGGUUUGUCCACAACAACAGGACCACCACCAACAAAACCAACAACAGCUACACAAACCACUGGUGCGUCCACAACUGCAGGACCAUCAACGGGAACACCACAAACAACACAAGUAUCAACAACUUCUCAUACCACUGGUUUGUCCACAACUGCAGCACCAUCAACAACACAACCAACAACAGCUACACAAACCACUGGUGCUUCCACAACUGCAGGACCAUCAACAGGAACAUCACAAUUAACAACACGAGUAUCAACAACUUCUCAUACCACUCAUUUUCCCACAACUACAGGACCACCAACAACACAACAAACAACAGCUACACAUACCACUGGUAUGUCCACAACUGCAGGACCACCAACAACACAACCAACAACAGCUACACAAAUGACUGGUGCUUCCACAACUGCAGGACCAUCAACGGGAACAGCACAAUCAACAACACAAGUAUCAACAACUUCUCAUACCACUGGUUUGUCCACAACAACAGGACCACCAACAACACAACCAACAACAGCUACACAUACCACUGGUAUGUCCACAACUGCAGGAUCACCAACAACACAACCAACAACAGCUACACAAACCACUGGUGCUUCCACAACUGCAGGACCACCACCAACAAAACCAACAACAGCUACAAAAACCACUGGUGCGUCCACAACUGCAGGACCAUCAACAGGAACACCACAAUCAACAACAAGAGUAUCAACAACUUCUCAUACCACUGGUUUGUCCACAACAACAGGACCACCACCAACAAAACCAACAACAACUACACAAACCACUGGUGCGUCCACAACUGCAGGAACGUCAACGGGAACAGCACAAUCAACAACACAACUAUCAACAACUUCUCAUACCACUGGUUUGUCCACAACAACAGGACCACCAACAACACAACCAACAACAGCUACACAUACCACUGGUAUGUCCACAACUGCAGGACCAUCAACGGGAACAGCACAAUCAACAAUACAAGUAUCAACAACUUCUCAUACCACUGGUUUGUCCACAACUACAGGACCACCACCAACAAAACCAACAACAGCUACACAAACCACCGGUGCGUCCACAACUGCAGGACCAUCAACGGGAACACCACAAUCAACAACACGAGUAUCAACAACUUCUCAUACCACUGGUUUGUCCACAACAACAGGACCACCACCAACAAAACCAACAACAGCUAAACAUACCACUGGUAUGUCCACAACAUCAGGACCAUCCACAGGAAUAGUACAAUCAACAACACAACUAUCAACCACUUCUCAUACCACUGGUUUGUCCACAACAACAGGACCACCAAGAACACAACCAACAACAGCUACACAUAGCACUGGUAUGUCCACAACUGCAGGACCACCAACAACACAACCAACAACAGCUACACAAACCACUAGUGCGUCCACAACUGCAGGACCAUCAACAGGAACAGCACAAUCAACAACACAAGUAUCAACAACUUCUCAUACCACUGGUUUGUCCACAACAACAGGACCAUCAACAGGAACACCACAAUCAACAACACAAGUAUCAACAACUUCUCAUACCACUGGUUUGUCCACAACAACAGGACCAUCAACAGGAACACCACAAUCAACAACACAAGUAUCAACAACUUCUCAUACCACUGGUUUGUCCACAACAACAGGACCACCACCAACAAAACCGACAACAGCUACACAAACCACUGGUGCUUCCACAACUGCAGGACCAUCAACAGGAACACCACAAUCAACAACACAAGUAUCAACAACUUCUCAUACCACUGGUUUGUCCACAACAACAGGACCACCACCAACAAAACCAACAACAGCUACGCAAACCAUUGGUGCGUCCACAACUGCAGGAACGUCAACGGGAACAGCACAAUCAACAACACAAGUAUCAACAACUUCUCAUACCACUGGUUUGUCCACAACAACAGGACCACCACCAACAAAACCAACAACAGCUACACAAACCACUGGUGCGUCCACAACUGCAGGAACGUCAACAGGAACAGCACCAUCAACAACACAAGAAUUAACAACUUCUCAUACCACUGGUUUGUCCACAACAACAGGACCACCACCAACAAAACCAACAACAGCUACACAAACCACUGGUGCGUCCACAACUGCAGGACCAUCAACGGGAACACCACAAACAACACAAGUAUCAACAACUUCUCAUACCACUGGUUUGUCCACAACUGCAGCACCACCAACAACACAACCAACAACAGCUACACAAACCACUGGUGCUUCCACAACUGCAGGACCAUCAACAGGAACAUCACAAUUAACAACACGAGUAUCAACAACUUCUCAUACCACUCAUUUUCCCACAACUACAGGACCACCAACAACACAACAAACAACAGCUACACAUACCACUGGUAUGUCCACAACUGCAGGACCACCAACAACACAACCAACAACAGCUACACAAAUGACUGGUGCUUCCACAACUGCAGGACCAUCAACGGGAACAGCACAAUCAACAACACAAGUAUCAACAACUUCUCAUACCACUGGUUUGUCCACAACAACAGGACCACCAACAACACAACCAACAACAGCUACACAUACCACUGGUAUGUCCACAACUGCAGGAUCACCAACAACACAACCAACAACAGCUACACAAACCACUGGUGCUUCCACAACUGCAGGACCACCACCAACAAAACCAACAACAGCUACAAAAACCACUGGUGCGUCCACAACUGCAGGACCAUCAACAGGAACACCACAAUCAACAACAAGAGUAUCAACAACUUCUCAUACCACUGGUUUGUCCACAACAACAGGACCACCACCAACAAAACCAACAACAACUACACAAACCACUGGUGCGUCCACAACUGCAGGAACGUCAACGGGAACAGCACAAUCAACAACACAACUAUCAACAACUUCUCAUACCACUGGUUUGUCCACAACAACAGGACCACCAACAACACAACCAACAACAGCUACACAUACCACUGGUAUGUCCACAACUGCAGGACCAUCAACGGGAACAGCACAAUCAACAAUACAAGUAUCAACAACUUCUCAUACCACUGGUUUGUCCACAACUACAGGACCACCACCAACAAAACCAACAACAGCUACACAAACCACCGGUGCGUCCACAACUGCAGGACCAUCAACGGGAACACCACAAUCAACAACACGAGUAUCAACAACUUCUCAUACCACUGGUUUGUCCACAACAACAGGACCACCACCAACAAAACCAACAACAGCUAAACAUACCACUGGUAUGUCCACAACAUCAGGACCAUCCACAGGAAUAGUACAAUCAACAACACAACUAUCAACCACUUCUCAUACCACUGGUUUGUCCACAACAACAGGACCACCAAGAACACAACCAACAACAGCUACACAUAGCACUGGUAUGUCCACAACUGCAGGACCACCAACAACACAACCAACAACAGCUACACAAACCACUAGUGCGUCCACAACUGCAGGACCAUCAACAGGAACAGCACAAUCAACAACACAAGUAUCAACAACUUCUCAUACCACUGGUUUGUCCACAACAACAGGACCAUCAACAGGAACACCACAAUCAACAACACAAGUAUCAACAACUUCUCAUACCACUGGUUUGUCCACAACAACAGGACCAUCAACAGGAACACCACAAUCAACAACACAAGUAUCAACAACUUCUCAUACCACUGGUUUGUCCACAACAACAGGACCACCACCAACAAAACCGACAACAGCUACACAAACCACUGGUGCUUCCACAACUGCAGGACCAUCAACAGGAACACCACAAUCAACAACACAAGUAUCAACAACUUCUCAUACCACUGGUUUGUCCACAACAACAGGACCACCACCAACAAAACCAACAACAGCUACGCAAACCAUUGGUGCGUCCACAACUGCAGGAACGUCAACGGGAACAGCACAAUCAACAACACAAGUAUCAACAACUUCUCAUACCACUGGUUUGUCCACAACAACAGGACCACCACCAACAAAACCAACAACAGCUACACAAACCACUGGUGCGUCCACAACUGCAGGACCAUCAACAGGAACAUCACAAUUAACAACACAAAUAUCAACAACUUCUCAUACCACUGGUUUGUCCACAACAACAGGACCACCACCAACAAAACCGACAACAGCUACACAUAGCACUGGUAUGUCCACAACUGCAGGACCACCAACAACACAACCAACAACAGCUACACAAACCACUAGUGCGUCCACAACUGCAGGACCAUCAACAGGAACAGCACAAUCAACAACACAAGUAUCAACAACUUCUCAUACCACUGGUUUGUCCACAACAACAGGACCACCACCAACAAAACCAACAACAGCUACACAAACCACUGGUGCGUCCACAACUGCAGGACCAUCAACAGGAACAUCACAAUUAACAACACAAGUAUCAACAACUUCUCAUACCACUGGUUUGUCCCCAACAACAGGACCACCACCAACAAAACCAACAACAGCUACACAAACCACUGGUGCGUCCACAACUGCAGGAGCGUCAACAGGAACAACACAACCAACUACACAAUUAACAAAAGAAACUGCUACUUCCACCAUUACUGCUACAACAUCAAAACCAUUAUCUACUACAGUGACAGAAACUUCAACAAAGUUUACAGUCUUCACAAUAUCAACUAAAAGAACAUCUCCUUCCAUUUUACCCCAAAUAACAAUUUGUCACUGCACAUUCGCAAAUGAAACAUUCCCUCCAGGGUCUAUCAUAUACAACCAAACUGAUAAAGCAGACUGGUGCUACACUGCUUACUGCAACUCAAGUUGUUUUGUUGAAGUAACGAAGAACCCGUGUUAUAAAACUACUACAGUUCCAGUUUCAACAGUUCCAAAAGAUUGUAAUGAUGUCAACCGAAAGAAUGGAGAAUCGUGGACUGAAGAAUGUAUGACGAAAACGUGCACAGAAGGGACGGUGACCUCCACCCCUGUACAGUGUGACAUAAAUGAUGCCGUGGUACCUACGUGUGCUAAUGGACUAACACCUGAGAAAGUGUAUUACAACAAUGGCUGCUGCUCUAAAUAUGAAUGCCAAUGUAAAUGCAGUGGCUGGGGUGACCCUCACUACAAAACAUUUGAUGGAACAUAUUAUGCUUUCCAAGGAAACUGUUCCUAUGUGUUGGUCAAAGAAAUUGUUCCUAAAUAUGAUUUCAAUGUCCACGUUAAAAACUAUUACUGUAACACUGCAAAAAAUUUUGCUUGCCCGGAGUAUGUGAUUGUGAACUACAAAUCCUAUAAUAUCAAGAUGACAAGCUAUAGUGAGGAUAUUCAGGUCUAUGUCAAUAAUGAUGUGAAGAUCCCAACAUAUAGUAAUGAAGACUUUACCAUCACCACGUCUGGAAUGGCUGUGACUUUGAGCAUCCCUGAAAUUAAAGCAGAAAUUUUAGUUAAUCAUCAUGGUUUUGAGGUCAAACUUCCAUUCUCUCAAUUUAGUGGUAAUACAGAAGGACAGUGUGGGGUCUGUGACAACAACCCUGCAAAUGACUGCAGACGUCCCGAUGGACAAACAGACGAAUCAUGUGGGAAUAUGGCACAACUGUGGGCAGACAGUCCAGAUUGUCAAACCUCUCCACAACCACCAUCUACAGGCUCCAGCUGCAAUGCACAAAACUGUGAACUCAUCAAAAGCGAUUUGUUCAAGAGUUGCCAUGCAGUGGUGCCCUAUCAAAGCUACUAUGAUGCAUGUAAAUAUGACAUAUGCAACAAGAAAAGUGAAUCAAUGGCCUGUACCAGUCUGGAGGCCUAUGCACGGACGUGUGGUGAGGCGUCUAUCUGUAUUGACUGGAGAAACUCAACUGAACCUAAAGGACUAUGCGACUACAAAUGUCCCGAUCACAAAGUCUACAAGGCAUGUGGACCAAAGGUGGAAAAAACCUGCAGUACAAGAUACAACGAAAUGUUUGUCCACAAUGAAUGCCAAGAUCCAAAGUAUAUGGAAGGCUGUUUCUGUCCAGAUAACACAUAUCUACUUAGUUCAACGUCAGAUCAAUGUACAGCUAACUGCGAUUGCAUUGGCCCCGAUGGAUUAUCUAGACAGCCUGGGGAUUCAUGGACCAUCAACUGUAUAACAUAUAGGUGUUCCAGUGAGAGCUUUGGUGUUGUGCAAGAGCCUGUUAAGUGUCCAGAAACAAAGCCCUGUGGCGAACAAUACAAAACAACUAUAACAAACUGCUGUCCAACAUGUGAAUGCAAUAUGGAGCUGUGUCUUAUGAAGAAAUGUGACACUGGAUACGAGUUAGCAACAACUAAAUCUGAGGACAGCUGCUGUCCAGCCUGUGUGCCCAAAAAUGUCUGUGUUUACAAUGACAAUGAGUACAAGCCUGGUGUUGAAAUCCCCACAGAUUCAUGCAACCAUUGCACAUGUGGAACAGACAAGAACCCACAGACUAACCUAAAUAUUAUGCAAUGUUCUCCAAUAAAAUGUGAACCCUGUGGAGAGGGCUUUGAAGAGGUAAAGGUUGAAGGAGAGUGUUGUGGAAAAUGUAAGCCAACAGGAUGUUUGUACAAAAACGCAAACAACGUCUCACAAAUUCUCAAGGUUGGAGAAAUACACAGUUCUGCAUGCGAGGAGGUGGUCUGCCAGGAGGUUGAUGGAGUGUAUUUGAUUGAAAAGUCAAUAAUGCAUUGCCCGGCCUUUAAUCCAGUUGAUUGUGUGCCGGGGACUGAGAGAAUGGAUGAAAAUGGAUGCUGCAAAAUCUGUGAUCGUAAAAACUGUGCAGUCGUAAGGACCACAGAGAAAGUGAGCGCAAACAACUGCAUAUCCAUCGAUCCUAUAGAAAUGACGUCCUGCAGUGGCCAAUGUGGUACCAAGUCAAUGUAUUCAAUGGAGCAAGGCUCAAUAAUGCACGUCUGUUCUUGUUGCCGGGAGCUGAAAACUAGCAUUAAAGAAGUGAAGCUGAAGUGUCCCGAUAACAAAGUGAUCUCGCACAAAUACAUCUACGUUGACAGCUGUGAAUGUACUCCAACCAAGUGUUGAAGACAUGAAGACCAGAUAACAGAUUAUUUCGCUAUCUAUCCGACCUUGCAUUGAUUAUUUCAGAUUUGAACAUGAUUCUGUUAUAAUUUUAAAAAAUGAUUUGCAAAUUUAAAGAUAAUGCUUAAAAGUAUAGCUUAAACUGUACUCGUUUAACAUAUCUUAACUGACUUAAUUUACUUAUUUUUUUCUUUCUACACUUUUUGAUUCUUCUGUAAUGUUUAAUUAAAUUAUAUAUAAUUAAUUUUAAUGAAGGUGAAUGUUAAACACAAUAAAGUAAGCAGCAAUUGA
This is a messenger RNA of Paramisgurnus dabryanus, 24314 nucleotides long. Lineage: Eukaryota; Metazoa; Chordata; Actinopteri; Cypriniformes; Cobitidae. The record is from RefSeq and is a predicted model, not a curated record.